AUGUCUCCCAGCGGUGCCGUGCCCAGCACCGCCCAGGUGGUACCGGGGGCGUGCGUCAACAUUGUCCUCAAGGCCGACCAGCGCACUGGUCGUCAGGUCUCAGGCACCGUGCGAGACGUCCUCACUCGGGGCGAUCACCACCGCGGCAUCAAGGUCCGCCUUGUCGAUGGCCGCAUCGGUCGUGUCCAGAGCCUUGCGGAUCCCGUAGCCGCCCAGGCUGUGGCUGCGGCCGCGGCCGCGGGCGACGACCAGGCAGCGGCGAUCCUGGCACGCGACCUCCAGAUCCAGCAGCAGACUCGCCGACGGGGGCCCAAGUAUCGCGACGUCCGCGAGGACGACGACGCCCUCGAGGCGCCGCCUGAGCAGACCGACCUGAGUGCGUACAUUGUGCCUGCACGGCCCAGGGGCAAAGGCAAGAAGGCCGCGGCGGCACGCUCUGCAGAUGAUGGGUCGGGCUCGGAACCACUGCGCCAACACGAUGUCGUGUCUGCAAAUGUCACCUGUCCUGUCUGCAACUCGUUCCAGGGCGAUGAAGCCGCCGUCGCCCAUCAUGUUGCGGCUCAUUUUGAAUAA
Messenger RNA from Microdochium trichocladiopsis, 573 nucleotides. RefSeq lists its product as uncharacterized. The record is from RefSeq and is a predicted model, not a curated record. NCBI's taxonomy places the organism in Eukaryota, Fungi, Ascomycota, Sordariomycetes, Xylariales, Microdochiaceae. The transcript has a single exon. The coding region runs from base 1 to 573 and encodes 190 amino acids.